GACAACCUAACCUCCAUGAAUCUAUCUAGCUCUUUUCUGAACCCUGUUAAAGUCCUAGUCUUUACCACAUCCUCUGGAAACACUGAAGAAGCUGGAAGGCUCUUGGGCAGCAAGAACGUCCGUGUCAAUUGCUUGGAUGAGCAUGGCAUGACCCCUUUGAUGCAUGCAGUAUACAAAGCAAAAAUUGACAUGUGCAGGUUGCUCUUGCGACAUGGAGCUGAUGUUAACUGCAAUGAACAUGAGCAUGGAUAUACUGCCUUGAUGUUUGCCGGACUCUCAGGCAGCAAAGAAAUCACCUGGAUGAUGUUAGAAGCUGGUGCAGAGACUGAUGUCGUCAACUCUGUGGGAAGGACAGCCGCUCAGAUGGCUGCUUUUGUGGGUCAACAUGAUUGUGUGACUAUUAUCAACAACUUCUUUCCACGGGAAAGGCUAGACUACUACACUAAACCACAGGGACUAGAUAAAGAACCAAAACUGCCAGCAAAGUUAGCUGGGCCUCUUCACAAGAUUAUUACUACUACAAAUUUGCAUCCUGUUAAGAUUGUGCUGCUGGUCAAAGAGAACCCCCUGUUGGCAGAAGUAGAAGCACUGCUGAAAUGCUGCAGGGUGUUGGAUCUGAUUUGUGAGAAGUGCAUGAAACAGAGAGAGAUGAAUGAAGUAUUGGCUAUUAAAAUGCACUAUAUUAGUUGCAUCUUCCAGAAAUGUAUUAAUUUUCUCAAAGAACGAGAGGAUAAACUGGAUGGAUUAAUCAAAAGUCUAUUGAAAGGCAGAGAUACAGAUGGUUUUCCUGUGUAUCAAGAGAAGUUCAUCAGGGAAUGCAUUCGAAAGUUUCCUUACUGUGAAGCUACCCUGCUCCAGCAGCUGGUGAGGAGUAUUGCGCCUGUUGAAAUUGGCUCUGAUCCUACUGCUUUCUCUGUACUUACACAAGCCAUUACUGGCCAAGUGGGCUUUGUGGAUGCUGAAUUCUGUACAACCUGUGGGGAAAAGGGAGCAGACAAAAGAUGUUCUGUAUGUAAAAUGGUUAUUUAUUGUGAUCAGAACUGCCAGAAAAUACACUGGUUUACCCAUAAAAAAGUUUGUAAGAUACUGAAGGAUGUCCAUGAGAAGCAAGAGCUAGAGGCUGCCAAAGAAAAACGGAGGCAAGAAAAAAAGCGAGAGAGAGAUGAAGCACAAGCAGCCAGUCUUAGUCCCACAAAUGAGGAACAGUCAGACCAUCCUCCAGAAGCUACCGAAGAAGUGGACUCUCAUCAUGCAGUUAAAAGAACAGAGGAAAGUGUGCUUAACAAACAGCCAUCAGCCCCCCAGCUUCAUCUUGACAAUCACUCUGAAAGCGAGACUAACUUAGCUGACAUUGCUGUACAAAAAGUUCAAGAAUCUGAAGAGUAAGAUGAUGGUGGCACAUGACAUGUUUUGGCUAAAAGCCCCUGUACUUUAAAUGUCAUGAGGCAUAUUCUAAGUUGAAUAUGUUUAUAACCCUCAUUGCCUAGCAUAUGCAAGACUUCCUGUGUGAAACAGCAUAUGUUUAUUUUUCCUGAGUUAAGAAACAGGCCAAUAUAAUCAUAGGUUGUCAAGACAAGUCUUGUAUUCUGGUCAAUACUACAUUUGCAUAUAUCCCCCUGGUUGUAUCUACAGUAAGUGUAGUAAAUCUAUGAAUAUCUGUGGAAAAUGAGCCACUCGUUAGUAAAGUGGGAAAAUAGUCAAAUAAUUUGGAUUGUCCCAGUAAGUGAAAGAUUUUUCUCCAUGUGCAAUAAAAGUGAAACUGAGAUAGUCAUGUGAGAUUUUAGCAGUUAAAUUACUUUACAAUUCUGCACAACAUUAUCUUUUUGAGAAUCUUCCUCUAGAUUCUGAACACUCUUCAGAUGAGUUGGUUCCCAAUAUUGGUGCACAGAAAUAUAUUAAUUUGUUUUGUGACAGUUUUCAUUAAAUGAUACUGCUGA
Pelodiscus sinensis (Chinese soft-shelled turtle) is the source of this 1937-nucleotide messenger RNA. NCBI's taxonomy places the organism in Eukaryota, Metazoa, Chordata, Testudines, Trionychidae. The record is from RefSeq and is a predicted model, not a curated record.